This is a messenger RNA of Vicia villosa (hairy vetch), 1537 nucleotides long. RefSeq names its product serine carboxypeptidase-like. Gene Ontology annotation, biological process: proteolysis. Gene Ontology annotation, cellular component: vacuole. The transcript is spliced from 9 exons. NCBI's taxonomy places the organism in Eukaryota, Viridiplantae, Streptophyta, Magnoliopsida, Fabales, Fabaceae. Bases 1 to 1485 code for a protein of 494 amino acids. Gene Ontology annotation, molecular function: serine-type carboxypeptidase activity. The record is from RefSeq and is a predicted model, not a curated record.
AUGGGAUUCUCCAAAACCUCUCUAUCUCUUUUCUUAUUCUUCAUUUUACUUUCUUCAUCUUAUGCAACUUCUCGCUUCACACGUCAACAACGAUUUCCAACAAGAAAAUUUUCAUCAAAUGGACUAGCUGAACAACUUAUAAGAAGCUUGAACUUAUUCCCAAAGCAUUCAGCUAAUAUACAUGGUGAAUACUCUAUCGAUGAUUUCGUCCCGGGAAAAAUCGUAGAGAAGUCGUUUUCGUUUCUCGCUAGUUCUAAUGGAACUUCUGUUGAAGAUCUCGGUCACCAUGCUGGAUUCUAUACGCUUCCUCAUUCCCAAAAUGCAACGAUGUUCUAUUUUUUCUUUGAAUCAAGAAAUGGUGCUAAGGAUGCACCAGUUGUGUUAUGGUUGACCGGAGGUCCAGGUUGUGCCAGUGAAUUAGCAUUGUUUUAUGAGAAUGGUCCUUUCAAAAUUAACAAUGAUCUGUCUCUUUCAUGGAAUGACUUUGGUUGGGACAAGGGAUCAAAUAUUAUUUUUGUUGAUCAACCCAUUGGGACAGGUUUUAGCUACGCUCCUGAUUCAAGUUAUAUUCCUGAUGAUGAAUAUAGUGUUACCGAGGAUAUGUACGAUUUCUUAGGGGCAUUUUUCAGGGAACACCCUGAAUUGGUUAAGAAUGAAUUUUAUAUUGCUGGAGAAUCAUAUGCUGGACAGUAUAUUCCACCUCUUGCAUCUCGAGUUCAAAAAGGAAACAAAGACAUAAACUUAAAGGGUUUUGCUAUUGGUAAUGGAAUGACCAAACCAGAAACUCAAUACCCAGCAUACACUCAGUUUGCAGUUGAUAACAAGUUGAUCACAAAGGAAGAUCAAGCGAAUAUCAACAACAAGUUGGUUCCACCAUGUUUGGAGGCCAUCGAUACUUGUGGGGUUGAUGGUCAAGAAGCUUGCGAAACAGCUUUAAAACAAUGUCAAAAAAUAUUUACGAGUAUAUUGGACAUUGCAGGCAACAUUAAUUACUAUGACAUCAGAAAGAAAUGUGAAGGAAAAUUGUGUUAUGAUUUCUCAAAUUUGGAGAAAUUUCUAAAUAAUACUGCAGUUAGGAAAGCAUUAGGUGUUGGGAACAUAGAGUUUGUUUCAUGCAGCAGUGAAGUGCAUGAUGCUUUGGUUCAAGAUUUGAUGUUUAACUAUGACCAAUAUAUUCCACCACUUCUUGAGAAUGGAAUCAAAGUUCUUAUAUAUGCUGGAGAAUUCGAUUUUAUUUAUAAUUGGCUUGGGAAUUCUCAAUGGGUUCAUGCCAUGAAGUGGUCAGGUAAAGAACAAUUUGUGGCCUCCAAAACAGUUCCUUUUUUGGUUGAUGGUAAAAAUGCGGGAUCGUUGAAUAAUUAUGGACUUCUCUCUUUUCUAAAGGUGAAUGGUGCUGGACAUAUGGUUGCUAUGGAUCAACCAAAAGCUGCACUUCAGAUGUUGGUUAACUGGAUGCAAGGGAACCUGAAUGGGACGAAGAUUUAAUUUUUUUUCAAGAACAUCGUUUGACAUAAAUAGUGAUCACAACUUUGUUGUA